Molecule: messenger RNA, 2334 nt
Organism: Clarias gariepinus (North African catfish)
Lineage: Eukaryota; Metazoa; Chordata; Actinopteri; Siluriformes; Clariidae
Exons: 4
Coding region: 127-366 (79 amino acids)
Biological process (GO): regulation of gene expression; intrinsic apoptotic signaling pathway in response to DNA damage
Molecular function (GO): zinc ion binding
Source: RefSeq, a predicted model, not a curated record
UGCGUGUGUUCUAAAAUUGCUUCCUGUCAGCCAGCACCUCUUGCCACAUCCUUUCAAUGCGUCUAGGAGCGUGAGCACAUUUCCUGGGUCUCGUCUAGAGCCUGUCGUACCCUAAACGCUGCGGCCAUGGUGAGCUACUGCCCCAUCUGCGGGAAGCCCGUCUACUUCGGCGAGAAAAAGAGGUCGCUAGGCCGAGAUUAUCACCCGCUGUGUCUGAAGUGCCACAAAUGCAAAAGGCAGUUAACGCCUGGUCAACAUGCAGAGCAUGAUGAGAAGCCCUACUGCACUAACUGCUAUUUGAGAGAUUUUGGACCUAGAGGUACGAGAGCACCGACGCCUCGUGCCCGUAGCACUGCUACCUCCUAAGAGCUCUUUUAACCCGAGCCAUGUUCCCAACUGCUACAGUCAUGUUUGCAUCUGCCAGAGCUCCAACUGCAAACGCUAGAUCUUCAUCUUCUAGUCGUUCUCCAAAUCCAACCGGUAGAGCUCCACCUCCAAAUAGCAGAUCUCCAUCUCCAUCUAAUAAAACUCCAUGUCCAACCAGUAGAUCUCCACCUUCAACUGGGAGAUCUCCGAAUUCAGCUGGCAGAUCGAAAACACCAACUAACAGUACUCUAAAGCCAGCAAGUAAAUCUCCACCUCCAGCUAGCAGAUUUCCAAUUAGUUCUCCAUAUCCAACUGGUAGAUUUCUUUUUAAAAUCUAAUAGAAAUUCAAAUCCACUUGGCAGAUAGCUAUCUCCAUCUGUUAGUACUCCAAAUCCCCCUGGUAGAUCUCCACCUCCACUUAGCAGAUCUUCAUUACUGCCUAAUAGUAUUCUAAAUCCAACAGGUAGAUCUCCACUUUCACAUAAUAGCAUUUCUAAUCCAACUGACAGAUCUCACUUUCUAUCAAAUAUUACUUUAAAUUGACUUGGUAGAUGUAUUAGUACUUUAAAUCCAAAUAGUAGAUCCCAAUCUCCAUCUCAUAGUAUUUCAAAUCCACAUGGUAGAUCUCCACCUCCAACUGAGAGAUUUUCCUCUAAAAGUACUUAAAAUCCAACUUUUUGAUCUCUACCUUUAACUAGUGGAUCUCCCUCUACAUGUAGUAGAUACCCAUCUACAACUGUUACAGUACAUUCCAAUCCCAUCAGAUACCUCUUGAACUGGUUGCUCAGUCUCUGCCUGCAAGGUGACUACAUCUAAAUAGUCUCCAUCUUAAACUAAUUAAAACUGCUGGAGCUUCACCUACAACUUUCAGAUCCAUAUCUAUAACUCCUAAACCUAGACUUGAGCUUGAGCACGAUUUCCAUCUCCAGCCAUUAGGCUUCAAAUGGUCUAUCUUUAACUGCUUCAUCUUAAUCUCUGCCUUGUUAGAGCUCUUAUUAAAUCUACUAGACUUUAAACCAGAUCACCUUCUCCACUAGUUGCUGUUAGGUUCCCUAGAUCUGUUUGAUCACUUCCACUAUCCGCUUGACCUAAUUCAAAUAUAAGAUCUUUAACACAUAGCUCCUUGUUGCCAAAUGAAUCCCAUCAUAAUUAGGAAGAUCUUUAUAUCCAGAUGUUUCUCCAUCUUUCAGAAACAACUGCCAUAAAUGAUCUAAUUUGAUGAUUAGAUGCCCAUCUUCAGCUGAUAGGGCUAUAUCUACUAGAUUUACACUUUAAACAACUUCUGCUAAGUUUCCAAAUUUGAGCACUAGUUAUCCAUCUUUCAGGGCAAAUAUAUAGCCAAAACCCCAACUGCUACAGCUUGAUCGCCAUUGGAUCGACAGGAACUAUAUGUCCAGAUCUCCAUCUUCAUCUGCUACCUCUUCAUUUUCUUUUUUUUUUUUUUUUACUGCAGUCUUUUCUUUCUCCAAACACCACCUCUCAGAGAAAGAAGAUCGAGGCUAAUGAUGACUGCUUUGCAGCUAGCCUCCUUCUACCCCAAAUCCCCAGACUUGUUCCUCCUCCAUGCGCACACCCACCACUACCAAUUUUGUAAACCUUUGCUCCUGCAAUGUUGGACGGUGUUCAAAUGUGACCACAUGAAAAUCCAUGUACCGUGGUCCAGACGCUCCAUCAGAUGGUUUUCAUUUGGCUCACGGAACAUCAGUGCACGACUCGUUAAACGAUUAUUUCAUAACACGCCGUGACCUUUACGCCCUGCCACCGGUGUGUUUUAUCUUCCGUGGGAAUUUGGAGGAAUUGUUUAAUACGAAGCUCUAGAAAUAAAAUAAAACGAAAUGGAAUUAAAUAAAAGUUAAAAGAUGGACAAUAAUUAAUUUGUGUUUUAAAGUUGAAGUAAUUUUUCAGGUUUUAUUUUGAAUAUUUUGUGUAUUUAGAGUAUUUUUCUUAAUUUAAAAAAAACUGUCAUUA